Messenger RNA from Tuber melanosporum (Perigord truffle), 1425 nucleotides. RefSeq lists its product as uncharacterized. Lineage: Eukaryota; Fungi; Ascomycota; Pezizomycetes; Pezizales; Tuberaceae. The transcript has 2 exons. The coding region runs from base 589 to 1242 and encodes 217 amino acids. The record is from RefSeq and is a predicted model, not a curated record.
ACACACAUACACCCCUCUCUCUCCCUCUCUCACAACUAGACGCACUAGAAAUAUUUCCUUCUGCUGCACCUUCCAUUCACUACGGCGUACAAGAGAUACCGGUAGAUUUCCUUCUCUCUCCCUUUUUCCUUUUCUUUCUUUCUUUAGCCCAUCGCCCAGAUUAUGGCGCACACCCUCUACGAGUCGCACAUCGACGCCGCAUUCGCCGAUGAGGACACUUCGAUAAAUGGGUACGAUGACGACAGUAUGCUGGUUACCCCCCGAGGGGACGACAGUGGGAAGUUCACUGGCGCGGGUGGUGGAGGAGAUGCUGGUGUUGGUGGUGGAGGUGGUGGUGGUGGAGGGUUGGGUUCCCUAGCGGACGAACUUGCCGGGGCCAUGUACGAAUUCUAACGUGACCACGACGCAGAAGAGGCCGGCGAGGGGAAUGGGUAUGGGGAGGGCGGGCCUGAAUGGCGGGAUGGGGGUGGAGGCGAUGAUGGUGGGGGGGGGGUACUAAAUGGUGGUGGGGGGAAUGGUGGGGUAGGAGGGGGAGGAGGGACUGCCAGUGAUUAUGAUAGGAGCGAUUAUGGUGAUCCGGAAGACCUCAUGGCGGGAAUCUCAUUUACGCUUGAGGACAAGAUUGGACAGAUUGAGAAAUUGGCUGCCCAGAACAAAGUGAUGAUGAUGCAAGAGGAGGACGACGAGAUCGUAUCCAGACUGAUGGAAGGUUUACAGAAGCUGCCGCCGCAGAGCAGUCUUGAAUCGGGAAGCAAUCGUUUAAUAACCGCCCACAGCGCUCUCGCAACCCACAUGAUCCACCAAGCCCGCACCCUCCGCACCCUCACCCUCAGCAUAAACUACUCCAGCGUGCCGCCGGAUGACGACACCUUGGACCUCCUUCUCCCACUAAUAGAUCUAAUACCGCGCCCGGCUUUCGGCGCGCUCACAGAGCUCGCGAGCCUCCACGCCCUCACAUUCUCUCUCGUCUCGCAGCUCUCCUUCCUCUCCGACACCCUACACAUGGCGCGCCAGUCCUCCAUCGCCGCCAAUCGGAAACUGCGCGUGGCGAGGGAGGCCUGCGCCGACUGGAAAUCGGAGUUGGAGCAAGUCGAGCGCUCCAGGCGCUGGAUCGAGGACGGUGAUUGGGACGCCAAGUGUCGGAAUAGAAACGCGGCGAAUGUGUGCGCCGAGGUCACGGGUGGAUUUGAAGACGUGUGUAGAGGAUUUGAGGAGAGAUUGAAGGCUCAAGGUGUUGCGUGAUUUCUUCCUCUCGUAGAGAGAUGGAAGGGACACGGGCUUUGCAUAGUAGCUUGCGUUUUGUUCCUUUCUGUUUUGUUUUGUUUAGUUGGUCGGGGUAAUUGUUGGUUGGUUGGUGGUUUAAUUGGAUGGAUUGAGGGGAAUUGGGUGGGCUGGAUUGGCUUGGCUUGGACUGGACUGGGUUUU